UUCAAAUUAAAUUUAACUACGUACAACAAACACAUUUCUGUUGUUCUUCUUUUUAUCCUCGUAAAAAUGAAAAAUAAUUUAUUCGCAAUUUACUGCUUUUUAACCGUACCAAAUGGUUUUGGUCAGGGUAAUUCUCUCUGACUCACCACCACACACCACCAUUGUUGCGCUGCACCUGCCCGCCGACGAAAUUUUCCCAAAAAAACCUCCCCGACGCCGGUUUUCCCCCCGACCGGGCAAACGGAAAAUCCUUCCAUGUGUGUGUCACCGGUUCCCUCGGUGGUUCUAACGUCUAAGCGUGACUGGGCGGAGCCAAUUUUCGGUUUAAAAACUAAUAAAUUAUGCCGGACCUCGGUAUCGAGUGGGGGGUUUUGACAAAAUCCAAGGACACACCUAUUCGACUUUACAGAGGCGUGUCCCACUCACACAAAACCCGACUCUGGCGUUCCGUUUUCGGGCUGGAACCGGCAGUCACGGACGGAUCGCACCUCUACUCUGCCCCACUGUAUAACCACUUAUACAGGGUGUCCCGCCGCCGUGGUUUUGGGUCGGAAUCGUCGACGAUUGAACGACGCGAUGCAUUUGGGGUGUUUAAAAUUGGAUGGUGGUUUUGUAAUCGAUAGUUAUAUUUAAAACUGACCUUGCAACUAACUGCCAGGGUUGGAACGAAUCGCUGAAGAGUUGAUGGGUCGAAGGAAAUGGAAACUGUAUCAAGACGUGUCCAUGCAAAGAAGUUAUCUACAACCACUGAACAACAACAAAGUUUUAAACCGAUCGACGCAGAGCAACGGUGUUCCAAAUCUGCAGACUACCGACCAAGAAAAUUACUCGCGAAGGACAGGCGAAAAGGAGUCGCCAGAGAAGGAGCCGCGGGAGCCGGCGAAGGUAGAGGGCGAAGAAGUCGAGGACACGAGGGAGAGCCAGAAGGAAAACGGUACCGGCGAGGAGAAGGACGAAAUCGAAGACGAAUAUUCAGUGAAAGACUGGAGGCCAGAGACGAAGUGUUACUUCUGUAUUGACGGCAAGCUGGAUUCACACGGGGUUGUGAGUCCCCGUCAAUCGGACUCUGACACAUCGGACAGUGACAGCGAAGCGCCCCCCUCCCUGACGCCCAGGUCGCUGGGCGGCCGCCCACCGCUCAACAACAACCACCAUCACAGAACGACAAACGCCCUCCAUCAUCCCCUAAACUCCGCCAACAUGACCACCAUCGACAGCGUUGCGAACAUUGCGAACUUGGUGGCGGCGGCCGCCCUUUCCGGUGGAAACUCCCCAGGAGCACCGGGCACCCCAUUCCCCCUCUACAACACGAAUUUGUUGACGCAAAACUACCUGUACAUGGCCAAUGUGGCGCGGUCCCUCCAAAACCAGGAGGCGGACAAGGCAAGCGGUGGCGGCGAACAGCCCCUCGAUCUUAGCAAAGGGUCCAGCAACAGUCCUAAUGCCGACCAGAAGAUCGGUAACAACGUGCGACUUCCGACACUGGACAAACACAUAUUCAAUUCUGAUUUUAGAGCCAAACCUAGAAUGUCCAAUGUAGCAGGCAGAAGAACAUACACCGAAGACGAACUGCAGGCGGCCCUCCGCGACAUACAGUCAGGCAAACUAGACUCGAAUUCGCCCUCAGGCACCAGGAGAGCGGCUGUUAUCUACGGCAUUCCCAGGUCGACGCUCAGGAACAAAGUGUACAAGUUAGCGUUGGAAAAGGAGCGGGAGUCGCACCUUAGCAGUUCGGCGCCCCUGAAACUGGACGACGAAGAAGCCAUGGACGAUGACAAGGAUCUCUCUGGUGCGGAAGAGGAGAAGGAGGUGGAGAAAGCCCUUCAGGGACCUCUCGUCACUGUCCAGGACAUCAUAAGAUUUUCCAACAUGCAGGAGCCUCCCGAAGCUUACAAAGCCCUCCUGGCCAAAACGAAAGAGAGUUCGGAGCAAUGGCAUGGACUGGACCAUCCGGAAGUAGCACCCUACAUCCAGACCCUGAUUUUGGCCUCCCAGAACCUCAUAGGCAACCAGAAACCUCCCGAUGGCGUUCUUGGUCAGUUGCCCAAUCUGAAGAACCUGAUCGCCGAGGACCACUUCCUCAAAAUGCAGCAACACAACAACGGUGAUAGUGAGAAGUUGCUGUCGAGGCCGAGUCCAAGCAAUUCGGUGAUCACUAAAACGGACAAGUCCAAAUCCGAAUCUGACAUGGAAACAGACGAUGCGCCAUCAAAUGUGAUACUCAAGAUUCCGUCCUUUAAACCGACGACGAGUAAAAAUGGUAGCGACAUCUACAGAAGUCCAGUGGAAACGGGGAGCAUGGUCUCGCCGCCGGUCACGAGCGAAUCCGGAUCUCCGCCCAUCCUGCCCGCCGUCAAGAGCGGCCUCAUUCUCAAGGACGUGAAAGACGUGAUCGCCCAGACCAUCAAUCAGAAGUUCCAUCAGUCGUUGCAAGACCCAACAGCGGCGGUACGUCGAUCCAUCAUCGAGGUCGAUUACAAAAACGCCGGUGCGUACACGCCGCCCCUGGGCGCGCCCGCCGGCCUUUCCGUCAUCAAACAGCAGCCGGAAAUCAACAGGUCGCAGUACCAGCCCCAGCCGCCCAAACCCCAGCAACCCUCCGGGGCACAGGGUACCACCACAGGUGGCAAAGGUAAAGGAACACGCCCAAAACGUGGCAAAUACCGCAACUACGACCGAGACAGUUUGGUGGAGGCGGUCCGGGCUGUGCAACGUGGUGAGAUGUCGGUACACAGGGCGGGCAGCUACUAUGGCGUGCCCCAUUCCACCCUCGAGUACAAGGUGAAGGAGAGACACCUGAUGCGCCCAAGGAAAAGAGACCCGAAACCAAAUCCGGUCGACGAGAAGAUCGCCAGCCUGAAACAGAAGGACAUGCUUAACUCCCAAGACAAGUUGAAACCGGUGGGGAUGAAGCCGCCUCAGAAGUUCUCGCCUACACCCACCAACGGCAUGAAUCUGCCCAUGUUCGAACAAGGUAUGCCCGGAGCCCUGGCUAGCUACAACUCGCCGUUCCCCUUCUGGCCUCAUCCAGGAUUUCACCCGUUGCCGCUUUCGGCGGCGGCGGCCGCGGAAUACAGCCGCAACCCGGCGUCCUCCCCGUUUCCAACCAGCCCGGAGUUUUUUGCGUCGCAAAUGAUGCAAAAGCUGCAAGAUGAAUCCGGUAGAUUAGGGGGACAGCAACCGUCGCCGGGCGGCGCCCCCGCUUUGGCCAAGAGCGCCCGUCAAAUGGCGGAGUCGUUACUUGACGGUACCGGCUCCAACGGCUCCUUCCUGGACGGGAUCAUCAGAUCGAGUUUGGAAUCGGGGGUGCCGGCUCAAGAGGACAAAUCGGCGGCCGAAGAUAAGAACGUGGCGCCGGAGAACAUGUCGAACAAAGCGCUGCUGGACCAGCUGUGCAGGAACAGCCGACUGACGCCGCUCUCCAAGCCCAUCAUGACGGUCGACACGGCCAACAGUUCGGGGGACGAAUCUUAUAGGAAAGGUGCCAGUCCACUCAAUUUUGCCACAGGAGGCAACACUAUAAUAAAUCACGACGACGCGUUGUCGCGUUCGCCGCGCCAAGACAAAGACAGCAACUCGAUGCACGCCAUCGAGCUGUCGAACGACUCCAACGACUCACACAGGACGUCCGACGCCGCUAAUUCGGCAUCCGACGAUAGACAGAAAACGACGCCGCCACCGCCUCCCGCCCGCAUCUACCUGAAACAGGACCUCGUCAAUCCGGACAACCUCAGGCCGGAGAUGCUGGUCCGGUUCCCGGACAUGGGCGAUCGCAACGGCGUCGACGAAACCGGAAGCGACACGGAGAACGACUGACACCAGCCCUGUCUGUAAGUGCGACACAAAAAGAUAACUAAUUUUGGAAACCAAGAGAUUUUUUAUGGACAUAAUAUAACACGAAGAAUCGAUGGUUGUAUGUGAAAUAUAUUUUUCCGAAUGUGGCUGGCAAAAAUUAAUGGUGACGGAAGUGGUGGACUGCGUGGGGGAGGUUCGUUGCGUGGCAGGAUAGCGGAAACUAUUGUGCCAAAAAAUUGAGUAUGAGGUCGAAUUUUCGUAGGUUAUACGUUUCGUGUCUUACAAAAAAUUACGCAAAAAUCAAACUCUAAAUUAUGUUUCGGAUAUUCAGAAAAAGAAAUGAUUUAUUAAAUUGUCUUCCAGGUUCAAAAUUUGUUACACAACCAAACCAACAUUUUACGUACAUUAAAAACUAAGCAAUUUUUGCAAAAUGUUUUGUAUGACGCCAAUAAAAUUUAUUUAAAUCACACAAUGAAGCCUCCCCCGGAAGAUUUUUACCAAGAUGAUACUAUCGAUUAAUUUUUGACAGACUAUCGCAUAAAAUCAAAACUCUUUGACGGUAUUUGUUGAAUAUUUAUUUAUUGUUUUUUAUUAUAUUAACUAGUAUAGUAUUUUAUAUGCAUCAAAGCAGUAUUCUACUUAUUAAAUAGGUGUUAUUCAUCUAAAAAAACGGUGUAUUCAUAAAAAAAUUCUCGUCAUUCCUGUUGUACAGUCAAACAGUAAUUUUUACAUUCCAAAAUUUAGUAAAUUUAUUUUGGGGACGCACAUUGGGGUUAAUUAUAAUAUGCAGAAGUGAUACAUUUUUAAAAUGUUAUGCUAGAUCAAAAUUUUAUAUUUAGGUUUUUGGAUUAGCGGUUUUUAUAAAAAUUAAUUAGAAAAUUUGUAUUUUUCUAAACAUUAUUUAAAAUUACUAUAUUUUAUAACUAAAACAUUAACAAUAUUUUUGUGUCCGUUCAUCUAUAAAUUCUUGAUUUAUACACUCAAAUGAUAUAUACACUUAGAGUCAAAAAUAGAAUAGUAUAAAUUAAUUUAUCUAAAACCCCCCAUUUCUCAAAGCAUAUCAACUUAUUAUAAGAAAUUCGAAUAUUUUAAUAACACUUGGAAUUGGGUAAAAUACAAAGCGUGAAGUCAAUUUAAAUACAACAUAAAUCAAAAUAUUAAACCAUAUUUAAAAUCAAAACAUCACAAACGUCAUAUCUCAUAACUUCUAUAUCCUGAAAGCAUCACAAUUGUUGAACCCUCGUUCAAAUUAAAAACAGUGGAACAUUCCUAAUGUAUGGUCCAAAUUAUACAAAAUAUUCCAUUUUUAUUGAUAUUUAGUUAUUUAUACACUCACCUGUAUAUAAUGAUAAAAUUUGUGCGAUGUACCUAAGUAGAUUUUGUAUAUGUGUAGAUUUAGAUAAUUUGAAAUUUUUGUGCCUAUUGAAAUAAUACAUGUGAUAAAGCAGUUUUAAAUUGUUAAAAAAAGUUAAUUGCCCUGAUGUACGGUGCCCCAAAGGACGAUUGCAUUUAUCAAAACCAAAUCCUUGACUGUACGUUUGACUGUACGACAAAUAUAUGUUAAUUAACUGUUCAAUGUGUAUUUGGCAUGUCCAAGAUAUCAUUAAUGUAUUCUCUAUGUGUCUUCAAGUGUUACAAAUACCUCAGAUUUGUAUAAAAAAGUCACAAUAUAUGUUCGUGCGUAAUCUAAAUAAACUGCUUUGAUGAUGAAUAUGAAAUGUAUGGUACAAAAUCAAUUUAACAGCUUCAGAUCUCAUACGAUUUAAGAUGUCCGAUGAAAUCAAUAUUGUUUACCGAAAUUAUCGUAUGUUUUACUAAAUGAAUUAUUAAUUACCACUUGGCAAUAUAAACUAUCCAAAUUGCAUAUGAUUUCUGUACCUUAAAAAUUGAUUUUGUGCACCGUUCAACCCAUUCGGGGUAGUAUAAUAUAUCCCAGAAUUGAAAAAUUAUAUCUAUCUGUGAUUUAUCAAAAUUUUUUGAUGUAUAUUUUCUCUAAAAAUAUCUUAAAAUAUUAUAUAAAAUUUAAACAAUUAGACUUAGAAUUAUUGAUAUAAAUAUUCAAUAUGUUUCAUUGGAAGAUUGAGGUGGAUUUUGAAUCAAUUUUCCGAUGAUGUGUUUUUGUUUUUUCAUAUUAACAAUUUGAAGUGCAAUUAGAUGGUAUAUACAUACAUAUAUAUUUACAUCAAUAUUAAGUAGUAUAUAAGAUAUAUUAAAAUAUAUUAUAUAUUUGAAAAAAGGAAGCUAUUUUGUUUUUGAGAGAUAAAAGAUUGAGGUAGAGUUAUAAAAAAAGCUUUCCCCCCAAAAUUUUACACCCCUUUUCAACAACCGUCAAACUUCACAACCAUACCGUAAACCAAACCAAUGCCGACAGUUCAAAAGCCACAUCUGACAGAGGAAAGUUCAACCGUAUCACGUUGACUCAAGCUUUGAUCGAUUCGUUUUUGGAUUUUCCUUAUUGUCAGGUGUGGUCAACAAAUCCAAACCAGAUUUACAGUAUAAAACACACAUAUUUAAGUUGGACCAAAAUCGCCAUAUGUCUGUAUAUAUACAAGUGGUAUGCUUUCUUAAAUACAUAUCUAUUGAAGGGCGGAUGUAAUUUCUUGAACGGCAAAAUUUCUCUCGAGCAGACACCAAAUUAAGUUGCAGAGGUUUUCACAGGAAAAAAUGCAGGACUCGAUUCGCAGUGUUUCGGAGAUUUUGUCCGUUUUUCAACAUAUAAAAAAAACAUUCCAACCAUAUAUGUGCCAGAUUUUUUAUUACAACAAUUAGAGUUGAAUAAAACAAAAAGAAUUAUUAAAUGAUUUGUGAUCUCUGGUCUAAAGAUAGACGAAUAGAUCAUACAGAUGCAUUUUUUCUAAACAAAAAAAAAAUAUAAAUAGGAAUACGUGUUAUUAGUUUUUCGAAGCCGUUGUGCUUCCCCAAUUUAAUGAAACGUAGAUGUAAGAAAAACACUGUUUUUAUUAAUAAAUGUUUGUGUGUUUCACUUUAAAGCGCUUGCGCAGUUUUUGCAAUCGACCUUUCGUUGUUUCUGAAAAUCUGCAAAAAUGUACCAGUCCAUCCGAAAGUCACGUUCGAACUUAUCGUAGAAGAAAUCUGCGUAUUACCGACGUUCACGUUUCGUUAAAAUUCGUGCAACCAAAAUUUCAGAGCUUUAAUUAUUGUGAAAUUGAAUUCCGUUAAGUUAUUUUAUUGAUUGUUGUGGUUGAAUUAUAUUGUGUGCGGUCAUUCUCGUGAAACAAUGCGCAAAUUUCUUUUCAUGUCUUCUCCAACUCGGUUUAGUCUUAAAUUGAACGAGCGUACAUUUUUGUAGACCACUAUUUUUGGCUUCUAGUUGUACCGAAUGAAAUUAUACCGACGCAGUGUUUCACAAAUGAAAAUCUCAGUGCAAUCGUUUUUCUAGGUAGUGUACAAGUUCGUUUGAGUCAUUUUCCGGCGUGCGACGUCGGUGCGAUACUCCCGUCGAGUUUCACACCGAUUUGCCUCGCCCAAGUUUUUGAUGUGAUAUUUUUUUAAAGACAUUUUUUUAACUACACGCGUGGUCCAAUGUGUAAAUUUCUACAAUGUAUCAGAAUAACCUUAAAGUAUACGCAAGAUAUAUUCAAGAUAUUUUUUAUCUACGUAAAAAUCUCUCUACUAAUAAGUUUUGCUUUUGGAAUAAAAGCAACCAUGUUAUGAAUAAAAUAUUAACUGUUUUCACGCCGUGCGUCCAGUGCGACGCAUGUGCUAUUUUUUCUCUAUUUUUACCACUUAUGUUAUCACCAGAUGAGUCAGUAUUUCGUUUUUUUAUUAAAAAAUAUUAAAAGGACCAAGGUCUUUGAUUAAUUUAUUAGAAGAGUAAUCUUAUCAUUCCACAUUUUUAGCUUUUUCACAACUAUAAGACUAUAGUUUUUAUUCCUAAAUAUAUUUUUACAUACACAUAAUAAUUUUAAUGAUUUUUAUAUCAAUCGUAUUUGUUAAAUAUUUUUAGUUGCUUAGACGUAUGUAGGUACUACUUAAGUUUUUUUUUUGCUUUAAGAAUACCUUGUAAAUAGUAAUUCAGCACACUCAGUGUUAAGUGACCGCUGAAAGAAUUUAUUAAUGAAGUUGAAAUGUUGUUUUUUUGUUUAUAUACUUUUUUCUUUAUAACAGGCAAAACCAUAAUACAUAACAAUAGUCUAACAGUUAUCCCACAAAUGAACCGAUUGAUGAGGUACAGAAAACAUGGAAUCAUGUUUUUUGUGAAACUUGUUUUAAUUUUGUUGCAAUAUUUCGCUAGCUGUUAAAAUGUUUGGUGCAUUUUCGUCCAAGUCGUUUUCUGCACCGAAAUGAGAACUUGGGAAUCAUCAACAGACAAUAUUUAUAAGAAAUAGUAUUAAAUGGAGUAUAUCGAUCUGUAUUAAAUAUUGCCAGUAUUAUCAGAAUCAUUUCAUUUGCUGCAAAUUACAUUUUGAUUUAUGAAAUACUUGAACUAUAUUGACACGAAUGAGUAAUUUAAAUACAACACCCUCACAUUGUUACAGAAGCUCAAUUUGUCUGCUGAUGUUCCUAAAUGUAUUUCCGACUAUUUUCUCGUGUAGUUUAUUAUCUAGCUCAAUUUUUGAAAACGGCUCGAUUUUUGAUAAUUGUCGUAGAUUUUUACAAUUGUAUACUUAAUAGAUAGAUAGAUAUGUCAUGCAUUUUGACAAAUACAGUACAAGGUUAGUUUUUAAAAUAUCCCCCACUAUUUAAGAGUUUUUUUUUUUGUAAAUGGUACACUAAUAAAAAAAGGUGAUGGCACUCUUUCAGAAGGAACUCCCUCUUUUUGUUGUCAUGUUUUUCGAUGAGGAUUUAUGGCUUUCAUAAAGUUUCGCUUUCCUUGAAAACGUGAUAGCUGAGAGACGGGAAAAAUUCUGGUUUAACAGACAUAGUUCUUAAGUAGUACAUAAAUAUUAGCGUUUAGUAGUUUUUACAGUUAGGAUGCUCCUCGAAAGUACCUCAUCAAAUCGGUAGCACAAUACAGGUUCAAACUAAUUCAUAAACAAACACAUCAUGGCAUAUUUAAAAAAAAUAAUAAAUAUAUGAAAAAUUACAAAACAGUCUAAACUAGUUACAUGAAUUAAAUAUAUAGUAUUAAUUUCUCAACAAGCUUUAUUAAAUGUGUUUUUUAUUGUUUGGCAUUUUCGUUUAAAAAUACUGGAUCACCAAUAGAAUUUAUAACAAAUUAAAAGUAUCUAAAAUGUUGCAACCCAAAAUAUAACACUUAUUAAACUGGUUUAUUUCAGUUUUGUCCCUAUUAGGUUUAUGAGCAGUACAUAAUCAAAAAUUUGGUUGAUUAGAUUUAUAAUUUUUAUUGAAAGCCCUUUAUAAUAAUAUAUUGUAAAAAUAAGUAGAGAAUUUAAAGCACGCAACACCAAAUGUGUCUUCUCACUUAAAAAAAAGGUAUACAAUACGUUCUAAAAAAGUAUGUCCCGUUGUUAAAUUUAUUUUGGAAUGCACUAUAUAUAUAUAUAUAAUCUAGUACUCAACAUUAUUUUGUUUCGACUUAUCGUUAGUUUCUCUCUAGUCAAAAUUGUGCUUGAAAAUUAGGAAAUUAUUAAAAAAAAUUAAAAGUUAAAAGUUAAUGUGAUUGGAAUAUCUUAAGACUGAAAAAGACUUUUUAAGAGUACGCAUGAAAAAAAAUUAAGAUUAGUUAAAUGCAGAGCAUAAAAAGAACUUUAUACAAUUUUUGAAAUAUGCCAUAAACUCAAAAAUCUGUUUUUCGUUUUUUUGUUAAUACACAGGGACCAAAAAGCUAAUUAACAGAUCCAUAUCCAAGAUAUCAAAAGCUAAAAAUAUCGAGAGUUUUGUUGAUUCGUUUUUUAUUUUCUAUUAUGAAUUUCCAACAAACCUUUUGUCUAAAUAUUAGAAAAUGGUGCAAUUUUUUAUUUAUAAUUUUUAAAGACUUAUAUUUGGCAAAACGUUUGUUGUCCGUUGUAUAGUUAUAAAUAUAUAUUGAUAAUUAAAAAAUAUUACUUUAUUUUAUAUAAAAUGAUUCAAUUCUUUGACAAUAUGUUAGAAUUAAAUUGAUUUUGCACGGAAGCUGUUUUAUGAAAUAAAACACUUUUCGUGCCUAAUAUCUCAUAUUAUAAAAAUGUGACUAAAUAUUGCCUUUUAGCCUGAAUAUAUUAUAUCAAUCUGUUGUAUUCAUAUGUAAUGGAAAAAAUUACAGAUAAUACGCAUACUAUACGAUGAAAUUAAAAUGCUAAAAUAGUCUUUGUUGGUUUGCUGAAUUGUUAUCGAAAUUCUAGACAUCUAAAAAUGUAAUUAAAUUUAUUUUUUUACUAAAUUUUAUCGUUUUCUUAAAGUAACAACACAACAAACCAGGGAAAUACACUAUCUGUUAUUUUUUCUACAAUACGACGUAUUACUGUUUGUAAUAAUUGUGACUUGUAACAUCAUGUUUUAUUAUAAAAGUUUGAUGUUUGAACAAUAUUUGCUUUGUGGGAAAUUGUUAUUUUCAGAAAAUAUUUUAAAACCACAAAAAUACAAAAAAAUACCAUACACAUUGUAUAUUUAUAAUGUAAUUCUGAAGUAUACCAGUAUUUAUUAUACUGUGGAGUACAUUAAAAUGUUAAAUUGUG
This is a messenger RNA of Aethina tumida (small hive beetle), 10373 nucleotides long. It is a transcript of the gene Eip93F, whose product is annotated as mushroom body large-type Kenyon cell-specific protein 1. Gene Ontology annotation, biological process: regulation of transcription by RNA polymerase II. Gene Ontology annotation, molecular function: DNA binding. The record is from RefSeq and is a predicted model, not a curated record. The coding region runs from base 685 to 3816 and encodes 1043 amino acids. Lineage: Eukaryota; Metazoa; Arthropoda; Insecta; Coleoptera; Nitidulidae. The transcript has 14 exons. Gene Ontology annotation, cellular component: nucleus.